AUGCCGAGUUAUGCUAAAUUCAUGAAGGACAUACUCUCGAGAAAAAUAAGGCUAGAAGACUACGAGACAAUUGCUUUGACUGAAGAGUGCAGUGCUAUUCUUCAAAACAAACUUCCUCCAAAGCUCAAGGACCCAGGGAGUUUUACUAUCCCUUGUACUAUUGGUAAUCAGUAUUUAGGUCGAGCUUUGUGUGACUUAGGAGCUAGUAUCAAUUUGAUGCCUUUUUCUAUUUUUAAGAGAUUGGGAUUAGGAGAGGCUAAACCCACAACAGUAUCCUUACAACUAGCUGAUAGGUCAAUUAAGUAUCCAUAUGGAGUCAUUGAGGAUGUUUUGGUUAAAGUUGAAAAACUGAUUUUGCCUGCUGAUUUUCUUGUUCUAGAUAUGGAAGAAGACAAGGAUAUUCCCAUUAUCCUUGGAAGACCCUUCUUAGCUACAGGCAGAACUUUGAUUGAUGUUCAAAAAGGAGAACUUACCAUGAGAGUUCAAGACCAAGAAGUCACAUUUAAUGUCUUUAAAGCUAUGAAAUUUCCUAAUGGUGCUGAUGAUUGUUUCAGGUUGGAUGCAUUGGACACUUUGAUGUUUGCUUCCCUCGAUCCUAAAGAAGAUGAUAUGCUCCAACCUGCCUUGACAAAUUUGGAGGCUUUUGAUGAUGAAGUCGAGGAGUUCUACAGGUUACUUGAUGCUACACCAAAAAUUUUGGCCAAGAAGACAAAAAUUGAUCCUUUGCCAUGUAAAAGUUUAGAAUUUUCUAGUUCCUCCCAUAAGCAAUGUAAGGAUGUAAGUGAAGCUAUUCCUACUUUCGAAUUGAAACCUUUUCCUUCUCAUCUCAGAUGCAAGAGUCUCGGGAGUCGUGCCUUCACUGAUGGGAAUCUUGACGAGCAACUGGAUCUGGUAGAGGUCCAGAUCUGGUAG
Messenger RNA from Diospyros lotus (date-plum), 912 nucleotides. RefSeq lists its product as uncharacterized. The coding region runs from base 1 to 912 and encodes 303 amino acids. The record is from RefSeq and is a predicted model, not a curated record. The transcript is spliced from 2 exons. Lineage: Eukaryota; Viridiplantae; Streptophyta; Magnoliopsida; Ericales; Ebenaceae.